Molecule: messenger RNA, 865 nt
Organism: Limanda limanda (common dab)
Lineage: Eukaryota; Metazoa; Chordata; Actinopteri; Pleuronectiformes; Pleuronectidae
Gene: otulina
Product: OTU deubiquitinase with linear linkage specificity a
Exons: 3
Coding region: 73-738 (221 amino acids)
Source: RefSeq, a predicted model, not a curated record
GCUUGUUCUCGUCCCGCAGAGACAACACGACCCGUCGCUGAGACACGUCCUGUCUGUCCCCGGAAGCUGAAGAUGUCCUGGCUGAAAGCUGCGUCCCUCCGCUCCGAGGACGUGUUCGAUGAGGCCGGAGACGAGAUGAAGCUCCAGAGUAGAGAGUGGAGCUCGAACAUGAACAAGCGAGUGAAGGACGGGUACGUGGACGGGGUCAACGCCGGGGAGGACGAGGCGCUGCAGGUCGGGUUCAACCAGGGCUUCCGGGAAGGAGCCGCUCGGACUGCGGCUGUGGGUCGACUCAAGGGAAUCAUCAGUGCUGUAUGGUGCUGGUGCCAGAUCGAGCAUCCGGAAACCCCCGUCCCGGCCCGCGUGACCGAGCUCCUGCAGCGGGUGUCCCAGCACGAAGACAGAAUCGCAGACGGCAUCAGGAAGUCUCUGGAGAAUCCUCCGCCCAGCGUGAGCGACGUCUCUGAGAGCAUGGAGGACCUGGAGGUAAAGCAGGCAGAUCCCAGCUGCUGUGGGGACGGGGGGUGCGGAGAGGGGACGGACUGCUGCAGCCGAGGGGACACAAUGGACCAGGACUUUCCUCAGAGACCACCUCGGCUCUGCUCGGGGUCGGCUUCCCGCUCGUCCUCCUCAGAUGAAGACCUGAGCCUCCUCCUGCAGAGCUGCAGGGACCUGGUGUCGGAGCUGGAGCUGCCGCAGGAGCUGCUCACUCACAUCCAGGAGCUGAAGGACAUCUAGUGGCUGAAGAGCAAGGACCAAAACCCAAGGAGGACAACACUUGAACUAUAAACUUUGAUAAAAGUGUACAUUUCUUACACUACAAUUGAAUACUUUUGUUGUAUAUAAUGUAAAAUAGGAAUUUUCA